GGACGCUCUCACCCCUUGUGUUGGGAGCGUGUUGUAUGGCUGCUACAGCCCCGUCUGCCUGUGGUCAGCGAGGAGGAGCAGGGUCUGCCUCUUGGUGCCAGGGCCACUGCCUCGGCGGUCCAGGGCAGGGCUGGCUAACUCCCUGUUUGUCCCUGAACCGCAGGUCGGAGUGCCAGACGAGAGGGGCUGUGCGUUUCUGUUCCCUGCCCGGGGCCUGCCCUGCCCUGCCCUCCGCCAGCGAUGGAGUAUGUGGAUAUGAACAAGCUGAGCUGCGGGAAGAAGACGCGGGUGGAAGGCGGCCAGCUGGGGGGUGAUGAAUGGACCCGCCACGGCAGCUUCGUCAAUAAGCCCACCCGUGGCUGGCUGCACCCGGAUGACAAGAUCAUGGGCCCCGGGGUCUCCUACCACGUCCGGUACAUGGGCUGCGUGGAAGUCCUCCAGUCCAUGAGGGCUUUGGAUUUCAACACCAGGACACAGGUCACCAGGGAGGCCAUCGGGCUGGUGUGCGAGGCUGUGCCCGGUGCCAAGGGAGCUGUGCGGAGGAGGAAGCCCUGCGGCCGCUCCCUGAACUCCAUCCUGGGCAAGAGCAACCUGAAGUUUGCUGGCAUGCCCAUCACCCUGACCAUCUCCACCAGCAGCCUCAACCUCAUGGCUUCUGACUGCAAGCAGAUCAUUGCCAACCACCACAUGCAGUCCAUCUCUUUUGCUUCUGGGGGAGACCCGGACACAGCCGAGUACGUUGCCUAUGUUGCCAAAGAUCCCGUCAAUCAGAGAGCCUGCCAUAUCCUGGAGUGCCCUGAGGGCUUGGCGCAGGAUGUGAUCAGCACCAUUGGGCAGGCCUUCGAGCUGCGGUUCAAGCAGUACCUGAAGAACCCCCCGAAGCUGGUGACACCGCACGACAGGAUGGCAGGGUUUGAUGGCUCUGCCUGGGAUGAAGAAGAGGAGGAACCAGCCCCGGAUCACCAGUACUACAAUGACUUCCCCGGCAAGGAGCCUCCCAUUGGGGGGGUUGUGGACAUGCGGCUGCGGGAUGGGGCUGCUCAGACCCCCAAUCACCUGGGGGCCACGCUGCCUGUCGGCCAGUCGUCUGGUGGGGAGUAUGACCCCCGGAAGCAGCACACUCCUGCACAAGGGAGAGAGAAAUACCUGGCUCCAGUGGGCGCAUCUGGCCGCACAGACCUUUUUGAUGACCCAUCUUAUGUCAACGUGCAGAACAUGGAGAAGACACGCCAAGUGUCGGCCGCUGGCACCCCCGCAACGGCCAACGGCAGCACCCAGAGAGACCUCUUCGACAUGAAGCCCUUUGAAGAUGCCCUGCGUGUCCCCCCAUCUGUGCCCAUGGGGCUACCCCCUGCCCAGGUGGUGGCCUCCAUGGAGGAGCAGCUGAGACGGGAGCCCUGGUACCAUGGGAAGAUGAACCGCAAGGAGGCCGAGAAGCUGCUGAAGGUGAAUGGAGACUUCCUGGUGCGAGAAAGCACCACCACCCCGGGCCAGUACGUGCUGACCGGCUUGCAGGGUGGGCAGCCCAAGCAUCUGCUACUCGUCGAUCCCGAGGGAGUGGUGCGGACGAAAGACCACCGCUUUGAGAGCGUCAGUCACCUCAUCAGCUACCACAUGGACAAUCACCUACCCAUCAUCUCGGCUGGCAGCGAGAUGUGCCUGCAGCAGCCUGUGGAGAGGAGACUCUGAGUGCUUGUGGGGCCCCGAUGCACAGCCCCCCAGCUCUGCUCCCUGCCCCUGGGAGCCCUUGGACUCUGCCUGGGACUGAGCGUGGACUUGGCCAGGGACGGGGCCUGUCCCCCUCUGCCACGUGGAGCUGGUGCCUGUGGUGGCUGUGGGCAGCAUGGUGUGAGCUGCCUGCAGCGUGGGGGGCUGUUCUUGCCAAAGCCCCUGCCUCCCCCCAGCUCCAGCCUUUGCACAGCAGCUCAGCUCCUACCAAAACCCGGCCCUGCUGCCAUGCCGUGGCUGCUCUCUGGCGUGGGCAUGGGCUCAGGGCUGGCGGAAUCGAGCCGCCUCCGCCGCGAGCCGGGGGCAUGCCCCCCAGCAUCGUCCCCUGCCCAUGGGCCAUGGAGGGGGGCUGAGGGGCAGGGGUCCGCUCCCCCAAGCACAAGGCCCGGCCAGCCCUGCCACCCACUGUACCCGAUCACUUUACGUGUUAACUCUGUGCCUUGACCCCGCAGGUCCCACACUCUUAUGCAAUGCCGCGGGGCUGGGGACAGACCCCCCCCCCCCCCCCCCCGUGCUCCCAGCUCCUGCCGUGCCCCUUCCUGGGAUGUGCUCCUCUGCACCCCCUCCCUGCCUGCCCCCCCCCGGGGUCCCGGCUGGCCACGGCCGGCUCCGGCAGCCCCGGGGGGGGGGUGGCAGGAGCGUCGUUCCCCCCCUCCCCUUGCAUGCACGGUCUUACUCCCCCGCAAGCCAAAGCGCAGCCCUGCCCCUCGCAGCCCCGGCCCCCCUCCCCCGGGCCCCGCUAUACCAAAGGAACCGGCGGUUGGUAUUAAAGUUGGUAUUUCUCUA
Molecule: messenger RNA, 2514 nt
Organism: Aquila chrysaetos chrysaetos
Lineage: Eukaryota; Metazoa; Chordata; Aves; Accipitriformes; Accipitridae
Gene: SHC1
Product: SHC adaptor protein 1
Exons: 13
Coding region: 241-1689 (482 amino acids)
Biological process (GO): cell surface receptor protein tyrosine kinase signaling pathway; intracellular signal transduction
Cellular component (GO): plasma membrane
Molecular function (GO): receptor tyrosine kinase binding
Source: RefSeq, a predicted model, not a curated record